AUGUUAGUUGAACUACAAUUCACUCAUGCCCUUUGCCUUUGGCUUCAGAUUCGUAUAUUUCAAAAGGGUUACGAGAAAGACCCUGCAAUUGUUGCUAAAAAGCAAUUCAGGAAGCUACCUAGAACUGUUUGUAGGGUGUUGAUUGAUGGGAUCUUGCUAAUAAAGUUUGAUAACAUAAAUGAUAAGGUUGGAGUUGCACUGUUGAUGGUUUAUAUAUCGGGAGCACCUAUGAUGUUUGUAGGGUGUGGGCAGUUUUAUACAAACCUAAUAAAGCUCAAUGGAGAUUGGCUGCGAACACGUGCUUCACCUCCAUUCUCAAACACCAUGACCGUUGGAAAUAGGAUCCUGUGGUUGUCAGUUAUGCUUCUAAUGCUGGUGGCAUCCUGGAUGAAAGUGGUCAACACUAUUGUAAAGGCACCUCAAUCAAAGAGAAAACCAUUAAAAAUAUCAUCGUUCAAAGGAAAUAUCCAGAAUGAUGAAUCAGGAGCUUAG
This is a messenger RNA of Lactuca virosa, 492 nucleotides long. The record is from the annotation of a GenBank genome assembly. Lineage: Eukaryota; Viridiplantae; Streptophyta; Magnoliopsida; Asterales; Asteraceae.